UAAUAAUAUCGUCGUGUGAAAUGCUGAAUUUGUUAGAAGACGGGGACUGUAUCAUGAGCUUGGUAAUGGCCAAAUGCUCUGGUCUAUUCUACAUCAUCGAUCCGAAGAGCGUCAAACUCGGAGGCCAUAACGUUUUUCAUAUUGCAGUAAUGGUCAUGAUCGCGUAUACGGGAGUUAUAAUAUCAAUGUGUCCGUUCGGUCUUUACCACUGGUCAAAUGAUGUGAUACAGUUCAUUAUUCAAUCCAUCAUAUUCACCAACUUUCCGUUUGGGUGCUUUAAAGCUUUUACGGUUGUCCGCCACUCGGAUAACAUUCGACGAUUUCUGGACGUGACGCGCUUUGAUUUCUUGUCCAGCGCCAUAACGGAUCCCGAUUCAGCCCGUUUCUUUCGAAUGUCUCGCAACAUAUUGUUGAAAUUUACAGGUUUUUUGGCCUUAAGCUGUCAUUUCCUGCUUUUGUUGUGGACGCUGCUGCCGUUUUUCGUCGUCGGUAAAUCGGUUGAAAUAAAGAAUCGCGACGAAUCGAUCAGCAACUACCACUUAAGCGUGUACAAUAUGUAUUUUUUUGUGUCCAGCGAGACGUACAACGAAUGGCAUCUCAUCUUUCACCUAAUCGAAUGGAUACUUGGGAUAUGUUUUGUAAUAUUCAUGGUACUUUUCGAUACGUUCAUGAUCACGUCGUGUAUCGCAAUAACGUAUCAAAUGAAAUGCAUCGUUGCUGCUUAUAAAAGACUGGGGCACAAUCGUUGUACGACACCAAAGGUCUAUUUCAAUGGUGCAAUUGAAUCAGAUAGUACAAAUAAUGAAUAUUUAAAAGAUUUGAAAUUGAUUAUUAAGCAUCAUCAAAAAGUGUUGGGGAAAAUGAAUGAUUUUUAUAAGAUUGUUCGUCCAGUUAUUCUUCCUCAAUUAACUAUGGCUUCAUUUAUAAUCAUAUUUAUUUCAUUUAUGAUAACUUGGAUUUAUUUUAAUGGCAUGUUACUAACGUCAAUACAAUCGGUAAAAAUAUGGAGUUUUCCUAUAUUUUUCUUUCAAAUAUAUUAUACAUGUCUCGUAUUUGGCAAUCUAAAUAAUCAGAAAACCGUAAUGAACUUGGCUCUCUACUCCAGUAACUGGACACAUAUGGAUAUACAAUUUAAAAAGUCACUUUUAUUGGCAAUGAAAAUGCAUGAUGCCAACAAAUUAAACAUGAAAUUAACGGCUGAAUUGAUUAUCGACUUAGAACUAUUUUCUAGUGUGAUCAAUUUGUGUUAUUCAAUUUUUUCGGUUUUAGUCAAUUCUCAAUUGAAGAUAAAAGAUAAUUUAUAA
Messenger RNA from Rhopalosiphum padi (bird cherry-oat aphid), 1304 nucleotides. RefSeq lists its product as uncharacterized. The record is from RefSeq and is a predicted model, not a curated record. Gene Ontology annotation, molecular function: olfactory receptor activity; odorant binding. NCBI's taxonomy places the organism in Eukaryota, Metazoa, Arthropoda, Insecta, Hemiptera, Aphididae. Gene Ontology annotation, cellular component: plasma membrane. The transcript has 6 exons. Gene Ontology annotation, biological process: sensory perception of smell; detection of chemical stimulus involved in sensory perception of smell. The coding region runs from base 21 to 1304 and encodes 427 amino acids.